GACACUGUCUUCCAGCUGGUCUGGCUCAGAGGUCCCACUGCCGGAGGACACCGCAGCACUUUCUUUUUCUAUAUGUUUUUGAAGAUGUCUUCUUUUUCUUUCGAUAAUUCCCUGGAUGGCAGCUUUCCUCCCUCUCCAGCUGAGGACCGGGGCUCAAAGCGCCUGUCCUGGGGCAGCCUGCUGCAGAGGCUCACUGAGCUGAAGGGGAUCAAUCAGAGGGUCGCAGCAGACCAGUGCUGCAGGAGCGAAUCUGGCUCUCUAGCAGACAUGUCCCUGGAGUAUGAGAGCAGCUUCUUCUGUGAUCCACUGGAGGAGACGUUGGCUACAGAAGUACGAGAAACCAUCACACAAAGUCUGGCCGAUGCGCCCCACAUCCUGGACUGCUCUAAACUCCUUUUACCUGACUGUCUCCUGCACAGUUUAAGUCAGGAGCUGCUCCACCUGGCUGCGUGUGAGCCCUGUGGCCUCAGGGGAGCACUCAUUGACCUGUGUGUGGACAGGGGGGAUCAGGGUUCCCUAUGCACCGUUGACCAAAUUGCAGUAGAUGCCUCCGUGGUGCCGACCUUCCACGUGACUCUCGUGCUGCGGCUCGAGACCAGCGGGUUGUGGCCAAAAGUCAAGAAGCUCUUCAAGGGGAGUCGGUCCCGGCAGACGGCUGGAACAUCUCAGAGGCAGCGGAACACUCUGAGGCUGAGUUCGAGCUUCAGGGCCAUCAAAAAGAAACUGUAUUGUUCAGGGGAGCUGCUGAUUGAGGAGUGCUGUUGACCAAACACUCCCCCCCAGAUAAACUGAACUAAGCUCAUGUUGAACAUGAAGAAAAGCAACAGAAAUGUCAAUUUGUUUUGUAAAUGAAUUUGCAAAUAUCACUUCAUUUCUCACCUGGUUACAGGUGACUCAGCGACUCGUGUCUUAACAUGGCUUGUGUAUUUGAUAGUCAAAUACUAUGCCCUGAAACUUGUUUUGUACCUUGAACGACUUGAAGAACGUGAAUAAAUUAUUUUCUACUACA
This is a messenger RNA of Solea senegalensis (Senegalese sole), 1009 nucleotides long. Its product is annotated as DNA damage-inducible transcript 4 protein-like. The record is from RefSeq and is a predicted model, not a curated record. The transcript is spliced from 2 exons. NCBI's taxonomy places the organism in Eukaryota, Metazoa, Chordata, Actinopteri, Pleuronectiformes, Soleidae. Gene Ontology annotation, cellular component: cytoplasm. Gene Ontology annotation, molecular function: 14-3-3 protein binding. Gene Ontology annotation, biological process: apoptotic process; response to hypoxia; negative regulation of TOR signaling. Bases 73 to 765 code for a protein of 230 amino acids.